Molecule: messenger RNA, 411 nt
Organism: Thelazia callipaeda (thelaziosis nematode)
Lineage: Eukaryota; Metazoa; Nematoda; Chromadorea; Rhabditida; Thelaziidae
Source: the annotation of a GenBank genome assembly
AUGAAACUGUAUGUAAAAAGAGUAAACACAAAGGAUACUGGCUUUACACUUUGUGUUAGCAAUAAAGAUACAGUAGCAGACUUAAAGGAAAGGAUCGGCGGUAUUUUAGAUCUGCUGCCGGAUGCAAUGCGUCUCCUUCAUAGAGGACAUCCUUUAAGUAAAUCAGAAGCAACUUUGGAGUCAUAUGGGAUUGAAGAUAAUAGUCGCAUAAAUGUUGUGUAUUUCCCGUCUAUUGAUAUGAAAUCAGGAGUCUCACGGAUUUUGACCUCUUUACUUCACGAAAGAUGCCCUGCCAACUUAUUGCCAGUAAUCGUUGAAAAAUAUCAAGUAAGCGUGGCUAAAAGAGUGAAGAGCUUCAGCUUAGAAGAGUUGGAACGCUAUGCAAAAUUCAGGAAUCAACAUAUUAAAUGA